This is a messenger RNA of Myripristis murdjan (pinecone soldierfish), 6223 nucleotides long. It is a transcript of the gene amigo1, whose product is annotated as adhesion molecule with Ig-like domain 1. Gene Ontology annotation, cellular component: membrane. NCBI's taxonomy places the organism in Eukaryota, Metazoa, Chordata, Actinopteri, Holocentriformes, Holocentridae. The record is from RefSeq and is a predicted model, not a curated record. Bases 390 to 1928 code for a protein of 512 amino acids. The transcript has 2 exons. Gene Ontology annotation, molecular function: protein binding. Gene Ontology annotation, biological process: brain development.
UACUAAUAAAUGAGCGACAGUGGGUAGGCUAAUAGGACGUCUGUUGUCUGAAUUUUACGUAAGCGGGCUUUUUGCGUAAUUUUGCACCGGGUGUUGGAUGCCGUGUGAACCGGGAUUAAUUUAUUUGGUGAGGAUUUCUCCAGUGUUCCCUCCUCUCUGCAUCCGUUUGUUGUCCUCACACCAGACAGACAGGCUCACUGAAGGGACUAGCCUAUUUGUAUGCUGCAAAACUGUAAACAGACGAGGAGCUAUUUUAAUGAAAGAGAUUGCUGCAUCCCGGCUGAAGCCUUCCAUUAAAAAUGCCUGGGAAUCCUCCAGCUGCUGUUCCAUGCUGUUUUCUGAGAACGGGAUCAUAGUGAAUUUCUCUUGGAAUUAGAUCAACUCCCAGCAUGUUGCAGCCCCCCAGCAGAACAGGUCAUUGCCUGUUGGAAACAUUACCUCAUCUGAGAAACCGUUUGAGAUGGGCUCUCUUCCUGGCCGCCUGCAUGGCUCUUCUCGGGCUUCCAGGGGCGGCGGGGUCUGCACUAAACUGCCACAAGACCUGCAUCUGCGCCUCAAACAUAGUGAGCUGCUCCAAGAUGAAUUUAACCACAGUCCCCACAAGCUUACCACUCUACACUGCUGUGCUGGAUCUCAGUUAUAAUGACAUAACUGGGCUGCGAGCAGAGUGGACCCCGAUCAAGCUGGCGAAGCUCCAUAACCUCCUGCUCAGCCACAAUGGUCUCCACUUCCUCUCUUCGGAAGCUUUCACAAACGUCAAACAGCUUCGUUACUUGGACCUGUCCUCCAAUAGCUUGCGGCAGCUUGAUGAGUUUAUCUUUGAGCCUCUGGUCAACCUGGAGGUCCUCUUGCUCUACAAUAACCACAUUUCCCAGAUUGAUCGCUCAGCGUUUGUCGGAAUGCUCAACCUUCAGAAGCUCUACCUGAGCCAGAACCAAAUCUCCCGCUUCCCCCUGGAGCUGGUCAAAGACAAGUCCCGCCUGGAGAAACUCAGCCUUCUGGACGUGUCCUCCAACAAGCUCAAGAUCUUACCUAUCGAUGAGCUCCAGGUGCUGCCUGCUUGGAUUAAAAAUGGCCUCUACUUCCACAACAAUCCUCUGCUGUGUACCUGUGAUCUCUACAGCCUCCUGGCCCACUGGCACAUUCGUAAGCUCAACUCCGCUGUGGACUUUAAGGAUGACUACAAAUGUGUCCUGCCUGGGCCCCAAAAAACCCAAGUGGGUGUUUUUGGUCUUAACGGUGACUAUAUGAACUGCAGCACAUUCAAAGAGGCAGACAAAGAGGCAUUUCUGGAGCAGACACUGAUCCUUGGCUGUGAUACUAAACGCAGGGACAUGUUAAAGACCUGGGUGAUGCCUGGCAAUGUGGUGGUGACGGCUGAAAGCAACCAGACAGCCAAGGUCUUGACAGAUGGGAGUCUAAAGAUCGAUUCAGUCAGGCCCGAGGACUCUGGGACCUACACUUGCUUUGCAGUGAGUGAAGCCCUGAAUGAGACUAUCUAUGUGGUGCUGAAGGUUCACAACUUCACCAUGCACGGGAGCGGGGAGACCCUGAACACAGCGUACACCACGCUGGUGGGCUGCCUGGCCAGCGUGGUGUUGGUGCUCAUCUACCUUUACCUGACACCGUGUCGCUGCUUCUGCUGCCCGAACAAAGGUAAGAACCGGGGCGAGGACAGCAUCCACUCCUCCAUGCUCAGCGUGACACCCACCCAUGAGGACCCAGCGCUCAAGGCUGAGCUGAACAGGCACGUGGCGUUCAUAGACUCCAAGGACCUGCAGGGGCAGAAUGGCAAGCUGAACCCCAAUGGGGAUGAGGAUGAUGACGAUCUGGAUGAGGAGGCCGGCUCACUGGGGAAGGGAAAGAGGAAGAAGUCUGUAGCAGAGUCCAUCAGUUCUGUCUUCUCAGACACUCCCAUGGUGGUCUGAGGUACAGCGGCGUGGGCAAAACAGAUGGAUGUGUAUGGUACAAUGUCAGCCAUGUUCUUUCUAGUUAACCUAAACUGUGACUGUGACCUUGCAGGAGAGAACAGAGGAAGAAUGUUCAUCUAUAGUCACGGAGAAGUGGGAGUAAGGCUCUCAAAGGGAGUAAUAAACAAACUGGCUUGUUGUCAACAAGAACAAUAAGCAGGACUUUUCCAGCAUUUUAAUCUGUAGCACUUAAAUAUUCAUACUGUGAAAGGAUGGCAGAGUACAUGGACAGUGGAAACUAGUCUUACAGGAGUAAAAGGUAGAGGCAGUGUCGCUGGAUAUCACUACUCAGGAAGUGAUACAUAGCUUGCUAAAGCGGGGGAAAUACGAUACAAUGCACAUUUAGAUUUGAAAUUAGAUUCUAAAAAGAGAAAAGUUCACACAUACGGUGUAUUCAAACCAUGAGCAUGAGCCUCGCUGACUCAUAAUUAUAUUUAUUACAAAGACUAGACUAGAGUCUUAUGUAAACAUUAGAGCAUAAGUACAUUCACCCCUCCUCUCUCGACACAUGGACAGAGAGUUAGACGGACUGAUAUCAGCAGGUUAUGAAUAUUCGUCAUUACCCUUGAGUCAUCCAUAGAGAAGCAGCAUGCCCCAAUCUAACAUUAUAUAUGAUCCCAAACUAAGAGGACCUUUGCGAGUGGGAUGAAGUAAACAUGUAUCUCAACUCCCAUUAAAUAUUUAGUUUUUUAUACUGAGAUAGCGAUAGGACAAACAGUAUAUUAAAACACCAUUGCAGGUCACCUUUAUCCUGCUUCAUUGCUUACACUUACUCCGACUUGCAUUUAGUUAGAUGUAUUUCAUGACAUUGCUCCUUGUAAUUACUCAUAUUCAUAAUGUCUAUAAUGAUAGGCGAGUUCUAUUUUUUUCCUUUGCUAUGUUAAGGGAUCAAUUUAAAUUGAUGUAUGGCAUUAUAUAGCUAACCUACACGAGGCAGACCAUUGUUUAUAAUGAAUUAUGUAUCAAAAGGGUUGCCUGAUAGUUAUUGCACAUCUACAUUAUAAUUCAAAAGAUGCAUUUAAAGCCUUACACACGAUAUGAAACAUGGAAUGCAUCCAGGGGAUACACAGUAGUUGCAGGGAAGUAUUUAAUUUUGAUUAAUUGUCAACAUAUUGUCUAAAGUGUAUACAGAGAGGUACCAUAGCGGUGGUUUUUGGCUUCUGUUUGUUGUCCACUGAGGUUGCACACACUGCAGAGCUUGACUCCUCCUCUUGGCCAAACCACAGCAUUUGUUUUUCUUCAUCAUAUUACCAGGAAGUUAAAUAUCAAGCCAUCUUAAGACUUGCAGAUUUAUUUAUCUUGCUGUGUGUAAAAUGCUUUCCUUACACAAAUACAUGAUACAUUUAAACGUACUGUACAUUGUUAAAAAAAAAUGUCUUUGUACGAAUCAUGAAAUAUACACCAUGUAAUCAAUUUAAGUAUGUGACCCAUUUGCAUUUUGCUCUUAGGAAAAAAUCCUCAUGUAACUGAUUUAAGAUAUAGCCAUCUUGCCCUAUGUUAGUUUGCAUGUGAUGUAAAUGAUACCAGCAGGUAAACAGAGUCUGCCAUAUUACAUAACCACCUGGGGUUCUUUCAAAAAGACGAUGCCUGUGAAUAAUAUUUAUGAGGUGAUACAUUAUUUUAAGCGGAUUUUAAAUUUGUCAGCUAAUAGCAGGAAAGCCGUGUGUGCCACAGGGGGAAUCAGUGAUUGUUUCCUUAUGAAGCUUUUACCAAUAGAAUUUAUCAUUAAAUACCCAUUCCAGCUACUUUUACCUACUCUUAACUGAAUUCCCCGUGCGAAUGUAUGCACACACCGCAUGCCCUGUGCAUAUUGAAUUAACUGUGUUUGAAGCAGGCGACUGCAUAAACAACAACAAAAAGGAGUGAUUUCAUUAUGCUGUGUGGGUUUCAUUUCAUGACACAGGAAGGUUAGCCAUGACUAAAUGCUAAUUUCAUCUUUUGAUGGAAAGAGGCCUCUUUCUGCCUUCCUUUUAUUUGUUUGCCUGAGCAGGAGGGGAUAGGUGUGUUAUCAUGACUCACAGCAACACAAAGCCAUCCGCACUGGCUCCCCGUGCAUCGACGGCCUCAAUUCAACCGGGAUAUGUUUGUGUAUCUCUGUCAUUACGAGGCUGCCCUCACUUAAAUUCACGAGCAAUCAUUCAACCAGGAAAUGAACAUGAUGCCCUUUAAGUAGUCUCUAAUUUGUUUAUGAGGGAGAUGCCUCUAGCUCUCAAAGAACAUUUGCUUUUGCUUUCCUAUUGAGUCAUCUGGACAGAGCGUGUGCUUUACCAUGAGCUUUGCCAUUCCAACAAUACUUCCGUCAAAGUGAGGGGUCUGGUAGUUGAAGGAAAAGCACAUGCACUCUAACCUUUCCAUUUAAUGUCAUUAGCUUGGCUCUUAAAUGCUAUUAUGCACACAAAAUGGGUGCAUCAGGUUCUAAAUGUAAAAUUACGACAUUCUCCGGGACCGAUGGAGUGCACACAGCGGUUGUGUGCUCUGCAGCUUCUCCUGUGUGGGAGAGAAAAGGAAGUCACACUUAUCAGAGGGGUGGUGUGUGAAUCACUGCACUCUCUCACACUUUGUAAUAUAAGGUAGAGAAAAUGCAGAGCACCGAAAAUACUAGAGGACACAAUUCAACAAAGCUAUUAUAAAGUUAGUUAUUAUUAAUGAUUGCAGCUGGCCAAGAAUCUGCCCCAUCUCCUAGACUGUCAGUCGGAAACGUUGGAAUACUGAAAACCAUGUUAAAGCAAAUCUCGGGAAGAGAUUUUAGGUCUUAAUGCAGCACGCCUCUAAUAGAUCCCCAAGGAAUAGCAUGUGUUUGCCAUGUACUAACCCAAAGUCCAUCAAAGGAGUAACCGCUGUGGAUAAUAGGUGGCUAAUUCUCCUCUGUUGAGAGAAAUACUAAGUGCUAUUGUGAGGGUCCUGACAUAGUGGAGAAGAGUGGCUUUGUACUCUCCAAAGCAAAUCUGCCUUCCUAUAUAUAUCUAUAUAUAUGUAUUAAGACUCACUUUUCUGUGUUCAGUAUUGAUAAGUUGUGUACUGCUAUGUUCUACCAAUGUACUGAUGGUAUUCUUGUGUAAUCCAAUGUUGUUGAUCAUUUUGCAUUUUGUCUGCUGCCGUGCUACUGUCAGUUGUUUUCAGUGUUAACCCCCCAGUCUUGAUAUCAAUGUGGAUUUUCUAAGUAGGGGAGAUGGGUUGUUUUUCUUUUUUUAUUUCAAGAGGAUGUAUUUUACAUUUUGACUCAGCUGUAGAUGAUGGUUAAACAGAAAAAAAAUAUUGAAUAUAUAUCAAAGACUGCCUUAGAAGAGUAUGUAAUUUUAUUCCCAGUUUCAUAUCAAAGUCAUCGGACAUCAAUACAUCCUUUGGGACAGUGCGUAUGUAGCCACCGGUGAUUUUCAGUCAGCACUUGACUUUGCCCGUAAAGCCAUAACGAAAGCAAGAUAAGGAGACGGCACGGUGCAACACCAGAUUGGAGGCUGUGGCUGGUGAUUUCCAGGUGACUCACCAGUGGUUUAUUCUGGUGGUGCUGAACAGGUUGCCUGCUCAGGAUGAGGAGGAGUUGUACGGUACAAGUCCUCAACACUUAAUGGCCAUUAAAGGAACAACUAUUCUGUAGAAAUAUUUUUAUCUCUAAAAAGUCAGGAUUUAGAAAAAAUGAUAGAAGAUUUCUUAAACAACACAAUGGAUUUUUUUGAAUAGGUCUCAGGGGCCUAGAAAUAAGAAAUAUACUCAGGACUAUGUAAAAUUUUAAUUUCAGUACAAUUUGUUUCUUGACAUUUAAAUAUAAAACAUGAUUGGACUUUCACACAGCAGCAUCAGUAAUAUAAAAACGACUUCUAAAUUGUGUGCAAAACACAAGGCCUUUGCUACAUAGGAUUUAAAUGUUUCAUGUUUAAUACUGGCACACUAUUUCCUCAGUCUCACAAGGAUUAUCCUCUCGACAGUAGACAAAGAUUAUGGAAAAGCGUGCUCAAAAUAUGUAGUAGCAAGUGUUGAAGGUCUUGCAUUUUGCAGCAUUAUGCUGUGAAAUCCUCCAGACUCAGUACAUCGUAGCAGGUAUGGAGGCUUUCACAGCCUAAUAGCUGUGAGUUUAUAGAGCAAGUCAGCUUGUUCCUGCCAUAGAGUGAAAAAGGUCUUGCAAUUAGAGUUGAAUGGCUUGCAUGGUAUACUUAAGAGCUUCUCUGACUGCAGGAUAUUUGCAACCUAAUAGGUGAUACUAUAGAGAAUACUAUGAUAUAUAAUUUGAUUUAAUAAAACAUAAGACGUGUUUUACA